Messenger RNA from Oncorhynchus masou masou (cherry salmon), 1381 nucleotides. RefSeq names its product regulator of chromosome condensation (RCC1) and BTB (POZ) domain containing protein 2 (gene rcbtb2). Gene Ontology annotation, molecular function: protein binding. The record is from RefSeq and is a predicted model, not a curated record. NCBI's taxonomy places the organism in Eukaryota, Metazoa, Chordata, Actinopteri, Salmoniformes, Salmonidae.
GUCUAGUUGUGUCAGCAGCCGGACUAGUUUGUGAACGACUCUUGGAGGAAGGCAUUGCCUGACUGCUAUGAAGUUGAGUAGUAGUAUGCUGGACGUGGGGAAGUGGCCAGUGUUUGCCCUCCUGCCUCCAGAGGAGCUGCGCCUGAUAGGACAGGCCUGUGUGUUCGGCAGCGCUGCCAACGAAGCCCUCUAUGUCACCGUCAACGAUGAGGUGUUUGCCCUGGGCACCAACUGUAGUGGCUGUCUGGGUCUGGGGGACCUGCAGAGUACCAUAGAGCCCCGCAGGAUCGAUGUGCUAUGUGGGAAGAAAAUAGUCUCUCUGAGCUACGGAACAGGACCACAUGUAGUCAUUGCUACUGCCGAUGGAGAGGUGUUUGCCUGGGGACACAACGGCUACAGCCAGCUGGGAAAUGGGACCACCAACCAUGGCUUGACCCCAGCCCAGGUCUCCACUAACCUGCUCAACAAGAGGGUGACGGAGGUGGCCUGUGGCUCUCACCACACCAUCGCCCUCACUACCGACGGAGAGGUGUUUGCAUGGGGCUACAACAACUCUGGCCAGGUGGGGUCAGGGUCGACGGCCAACCAGCCCACGCCGCGUCGGGUCAGCAGCUGCCUGCAGAACAAAGUGGUGGUUAAUAUCGCCUGUGGUCAGCUCUGUUCCAUGGCUGUGCUGGACAAUGGAGAGACCUAUGGUUGCUAUCUAUAACUGCACGGGCAGCUUGGUCUGGGCAACAAUGGGAACCAGCAGACCCCGUGUAGGAUCGCAGCUCUACAGGGAGUCAACAUUAUACAGGUUGCUUGUGGCUACGCAGCGCUGGCGCUGACAGACGAGGGCUUUAUUUAGGGGGCCAACUCUUAUGGCCAGCUGGGAACAGGCAAUAAGAGUAACCAGGCUGUCCCUACACUCAUCAACACAGACAAGGAGAGGAUGGUGGAGGUGGCAGCGUGCCACCCCACGUCUGCAGCUAAGACUCAGAGCGGUCAGGUGCUGAUGUGGGGUCAGUGUAGGGGUCAAGCUGUAGCCUGCCCUCACCUCACUCACUUCGCCAGCACCGACGAUGUCUUUGCAUGCUUCGCCACGCCCGCUGUCACAUGGCAUCUCCUCACCGUGGAUGGUGAUGACUAUCUGACGGUGGCCCAGUCUCUGAAGAGGGAGUUUGACAGCCCGGACAUCUCAGAUCUCAAGUUCCUUGUGGAUGGAAAGUGUAUCCACGUACACAAAGCCCUCCUAAAGAUCAGGUGUGAACAUUUCCGUGUGUUGCUGAACGAGACAGACGAGGAGUCUAUUGAGAUUCACCAGUUCUCUUACCUGGUCUACAGGGCCUUCCUCGAAUACCUUUACACAGACACCAUCAACCUGCCUCCGGAACCGCCAUAG